Messenger RNA from Planococcus citri (citrus mealybug), 1943 nucleotides. Its product is annotated as UDP-glucosyltransferase 2-like. The record is from RefSeq and is a predicted model, not a curated record. The transcript has 6 exons. Lineage: Eukaryota; Metazoa; Arthropoda; Insecta; Hemiptera; Pseudococcidae. Gene Ontology annotation, molecular function: UDP-glycosyltransferase activity. Bases 353 to 1936 code for a protein of 527 amino acids.
CUACCUACGUUCUACCUGCACCCACACCUAUGUACCAUCAUAAUUAUGCCAGUCGGGCUUUAAACAUUGUGUAUCAUUGGUUAAUGGUUAUAAGUGAUCUUCAUCGCAUCCCAGCUUUGAGUGAAAUGAGUGAAUCAAGUUAGUAGGUAUUUAGGAUUUAAUUGACGUGAUUAUUUUCAUAUUGUUAUCUAUACGUUUGCUUUCACUAAUACUUUAAAUAGACUGUGUAUUAUUUUUUUGGUGUUGAUACGUAUUUAAGUAGAUAGAGAUACCUACUUGAGCACUUGAGAGUACCUAUAGUAAUUUAAAUUCGUAAGCGAAAAUAAGAUAACUGACCUUCUGUUACCCUGGAAUGAUGAGAUUUGCACUUUUUUUGAUAAUUUAUUCUUCAGUUUUUCCAAUACCUCCCAGUAUUGGAUUCAAAAUAUUAGGAAUAUUUACACUACCCGCUAAAAGUCAUUUCACAUUCAAUAAUGCUAUCAUGAAAAACUUGAUCGAUUCUGGUCACGAAGUUACCAUCUUCACGCCCUUUCCUGAGUUAGCUUCCGCAGAAAAUUACUCUUCAAUCAUCGAUGUUUCUGAAAAGAAUCUUUCUUUCGUUGGGCAAGCAACAUUCGACGAAUUCACCACACAAAAUCCUUUCAAAAUUUUUGAUCAAGCAACUGAAGCUGAUUUACUGUUAUGCUCUAAAGUUAUCAACUCGCCAGAAAUGCAAAAAAUACUGAACAGUGAUGAAAAAUUAUUCGAUGUGGUAUUUCUUGAAACACUAUUCAUCUAUCAAUGCUAUUUACCGGUAGCUGAAAAAAUAAUGAAUAUACCUUUCAUCGGAACUCUGAGCCUGAGAAGCUGGGUUUGGGCGGAUCAUGCAAUACAUAAUCCCAACCAUCCAGCUUACAUCUCUUUCGAAGCAGUCACACAAAAAUGGAAACUGGAGCAUAUUUUUGGGCGAAUUAUCAAUGUAUUUAAUCACAUCGUCCUAUUGUGGUAUAGGAAUUUCGUUGGACCUAAAUUAUUGAAGCAAUUUCACAACGAUCACAUCGAUCAACUCAACUCUUUGGGGAAAUAUUUGAAUAUGGAACCUGAGUUAAUUUUUUAUAACAAUCACGCUUCCUUGUUCUCCAGACCAAUGAAUCCAAAUGCGAUUGAAAUCGGAGGAAUACACAUGAAAAAUGCUAAACCUUUGCCAGAGAAUAUCAAAAAAUUCAUCGAUGGGGCAGAACAUGGUGUUAUUUUAUUUUCGCUCGGAUCAAUUGUUCGAGCUGCAACUUUGAGCCUUCAAAAUCAGGAGGCGUUUAGAGAUGCUUUUGCCGAAAUACCUCAAAGAGUUAUUUGGAAAUUUGAAGAAAAAUUGGAAAAUUUAUCCAGCAAUGUGAUGAUACUCGAAUGGUUACCUCAGCGAGAUAUCCUAGAACAUGAAAAGGUGAUAGCCUUUAUCAGUCAUUGUGGAUUGGGAAGUACGAAUGAAGCAGUGUAUACAGCGACGCCUGUGGUUGCUUGCCCCUUAUUCUCGGACCAAAUCGACAAUGCAGAGUCAUUGGAAAAUUUGGGUGCAGCAGUUCAUUUAGAUAUUUAUGAUAUUACCAAAGAAAAUGUACUCAAUGCGUUGAAUGCAAUUAUCAAUGAUACCAGAUAUUACAAUAACAUGCAAAAACUGUCAAAAACAUUUAAAGAUCGACCAAUGACACCACAGCAAAGUGUUGUUUAUUGGACCGAAUACGUGAUUAGGCAUCAAGGGGCAUCUCACUUGAUGAGUCCAGCGUCUCAGUUGUAUUGGUACCAAUUUCUAAUGCUCGAUGUCCUGCUCGUUGUGGCAUUAAUUUUAGCAGUUUUUGUAUACUUAUUUAUUUGUACUUUCAGAAUAAUUUUGUCGUCUCUUUUUUUACAAUUCAAAAACAAUGAAGCCUUAUCUGGUAAACCUAAAAAUAAAAAACUUUGAAAACAUA